GCCCAGCACAGGCAUUGUAGCAGACGGGAGUUUCUCCUUGGGGUCUGAGCAGGAGGUACCCAAGAAUCUCAGGCCGCGCAUGAGUGGACGGUAACCCCCCAACCCCAAGCCCCAAAGAGUCUACAUGUCUAGGACCUAGACAUGUUCAGCUUUGUGGAUGCCCGGCUCCUGCUGCUCUUAGCAGUCACUGCCGUCCUCACCCAUGGCCAAGACGAAGAAGACAUUCCAGAAGGCACCUGUGUACAGAAUGGCAUAAAGUACAACAACGGGGAAGUAUGGAAACCUGAGACCUGCCAAAUCUGUGUCUGCGACAACGGAAGCAUCCUGUGCGACGAAAUCAUCUGUGAAGACGUUUCCAACUGUCCCAACGUCCAGUAUAAAGACGAUGAGUGCUGCCCCUCCUGCCUUGGUGCCGAUGCCGCUUCACCAUCCUCUCCCGGAGAAACAGGAGCCGAGGGUCCCAAAGGAGAUACUGGACCCCGAGGUGAAAGGGGACUCCCAGGCCCACCUGGAAGAGAUGGCAUCCCAGGACAGCCUGGUCUCCCCGGCCCCCCUGGUCCCCCUGGUCCCCCUGGCCUUGGAGGAAACUUUGCUCCCCAGAUGUCUUAUGGCUAUGAUGAGAAAUCAGCUGGCAUCUCUGUGCCUGGACCUAUGGGACCCUCUGGUCCUCGUGGUCUCCCAGGGCCCCCUGGUUCACCAGGUCCCCAAGGUUUCCAAGGCCCCCCUGGUGAACCCGGAGAGCCUGGAGCUUCAGGUCCCAUGGGUCCCCGAGGUCCUGCUGGUCCUCCUGGCAAGAACGGAGAUGAUGGUGAAGCUGGCAAACCUGGUCGUCCUGGUGAACGUGGUCCUCCUGGUCCUCAGGGUGCUCGAGGUCUGCCCGGAACUGCUGGUCUCCCUGGCAUGAAGGGACACCGGGGUUUCAGUGGUUUGGAUGGUGCCAAGGGAGACAGUGGUCCUGCUGGUCCUAAGGGUGAGCCUGGCAGCCCUGGUGAAAAUGGAGCUCCUGGACAAAUGGGCCCUCGUGGUCUUCCUGGUGAGAGAGGCCGCCCUGGACCCCCUGGCCCAGCUGGUGCUCGUGGUAAUGAUGGUGCAACUGGUGCUGCUGGACCCCCAGGUCCCACUGGUCCUGCUGGUCCCCCUGGUUUCCCUGGUGCUGUUGGUGCUAAGGGUGAAGCUGGUCCCCAAGGAGCCCGUGGCUCUGAAGGUCCCCAGGGUGUCCGUGGAGAGCCUGGUCCCCCUGGCCCCGCUGGUGCUGCUGGCCCUGCUGGUAACCCUGGUGCUGAUGGACAACCUGGUGCCAAAGGUGCCAAUGGCGCUCCUGGAAUUGCUGGUGCUCCUGGCUUCCCUGGUGCACGUGGUCCUUCUGGACCUCAGGGCCCCAGUGGUGCUCCUGGUCCCAAGGGUAACAGUGGUGAACCUGGUGCUCCUGGUAACAAAGGCGAUGCUGGUGCCAAAGGAGAACCUGGCCCCGUUGGUGUUCAAGGACCCCCUGGCCCUGCAGGUGAGGAAGGCAAGAGAGGAUCCCGUGGUGAACCUGGACCUACUGGUCUGCCCGGCCCCGCUGGUGAACGAGGUGGUCCUGGAAGCCGUGGUUUCCCUGGCGCUGAUGGUGUUGCUGGUCCUAAGGGUGCUCCCGGUGAACGUGGUGCUCCCGGCCCCGCUGGCCCCAAAGGAUCUCCUGGUGAAUCUGGUCGCCCCGGUGAGGCUGGUCUGCCCGGUGCCAAGGGUCUGACUGGAAGCCCUGGCAGCCCUGGUCCUGAUGGCAAAACUGGUCCUCCCGGCCCCGCUGGACAAGAUGGUCGCCCUGGACCUCCAGGCCCUCCUGGUGCCCGUGGUCAAGCUGGUGUAAUGGGAUUCCCUGGACCCAAGGGUGCUGCUGGAGAACCUGGCAAGGCUGGAGAAAGAGGUGUUCCUGGACCCCCUGGUGCUGUGGGCGCUGCUGGAAAAGAUGGAGAAGCUGGUGCUCAGGGUCCUCCUGGCCCUGCUGGCCCCGCUGGUGAGAGAGGUGAACAGGGUCCUGCUGGCUCCCCUGGAUUCCAGGGUCUCCCCGGUCCUGCUGGCCCUCCUGGUGAAGCAGGCAAACCCGGUGAACAGGGUGUUCCUGGAGAUGCUGGUGCCCCCGGCCCCUCCGGUUCAAGAGGUGAGAGAGGUUUCCCUGGAGAACGUGGUGUCCAAGGUCCUCCCGGCCCUCAGGGUCCUCGUGGUGCCAAUGGUGCUCCUGGAAAUGAUGGUGCUAAGGGUGAUGCUGGUGCUCCUGGUGCUCCCGGUGGCCAAGGGCCCCCUGGUCUGCAGGGAAUGCCCGGUGAACGUGGUGCAGCAGGUCUUCCCGGUGCCAAGGGUGACAGAGGUGAUGCUGGCCCCAAAGGUGCUGACGGUGCUCCCGGCAAAGAUGGUGUCCGUGGUCUGACUGGUCCCAUUGGUCCCCCUGGCCCCGCUGGUCCUUCUGGUGACAAGGGUGAAUCUGGUCCCAGCGGCCCUGUUGGUCCCACUGGAGCUCGUGGUGCUCCUGGAGAGCGUGGUGAGACUGGCCCCCCUGGCCCUGCUGGCUUUGCUGGUCCUCCCGGUGCUGAUGGUCAACCUGGUGCUAAAGGUGAACCUGGUGAUGCUGGUGCCAAAGGUGAUGCUGGUCCCCCUGGCCCUGCUGGACCUACUGGUGCCCCUGGCCCUGCUGGUAAUGUUGGUGCUCCUGGACCUAAAGGUGCCCGUGGCAGCGCUGGCCCUCCUGGUGCUACUGGUUUCCCUGGUGCUGCUGGAAGAGUUGGUCCCCCUGGCCCCUCUGGUAACACUGGACCCCCUGGACCUCCUGGCCCUGCUGGCAAAGAAGGCGGCAAAGGCCCCCGUGGUGAGACUGGCCCUAUUGGACGUCCUGGUGAAGUCGGACCUGCUGGUCCCCCUGGCCCAAGUGGAGAGAAAGGAUCUCCUGGUGCUGAUGGCCCUGCUGGUGCCCCUGGUACUCCCGGACCUCAAGGUAUUUCUGGACAGCGUGGUGUGGUGGGUCUGCCUGGACAGAGAGGAGAAAGAGGCUUCCCUGGUCUUCCUGGUCCCUCUGGUGAACCCGGAAAACAAGGUCCUUCUGGAGUAAGUGGAGAACGUGGCCCCCCCGGCCCUGCUGGACCCCCCGGAUUGGCUGGACCCCCUGGUGAAUCUGGACGUGAGGGCUCUCCUGGUGCUGAAGGCUCCCCUGGUCGUGAUGGCGCUCCAGGCCCCAAGGGUGACCGUGGUGAGGUUGGUCCUGCUGGCCCCCCUGGUGCCCCUGGUGCUCCUGGUGCUCCUGGCCCCGUGGGUCCUGCUGGAAAGGCUGGAGAUCGUGGAGAGACUGGUCCUUCUGGUCCUGCUGGUCCCGUUGGUCCCACUGGUGCCCGUGGCCCCGCUGGACCCCAAGGCCCCCGAGGUGACAAGGGUGAGACUGGCGAACAGGGUGACAGAGGCAUAAAAGGUCACAGAGGCUUCUCUGGUCUCCAGGGUCCCCCUGGUCCUCCUGGCUCUCCUGGUGAACAAGGUCCUUCUGGAGCUUCUGGUCCUGCUGGCCCCCGAGGUCCCCCUGGCUCUGCUGGUGCUGCUGGAAAAGAUGGACUCAAUGGUCUUCCUGGCCCCAUUGGCCCUCCUGGUCCCCGUGGUCGUACUGGAGAUGCUGGUCCCGCUGGUCCCCCUGGACCUCCUGGGCCCCCUGGUCCUCCUGGUCCCCCCAGUGGUGGCUUCGACUUCAGCUUCCUGCCCCAGCCACCCCAGGAGAAGGCUCAUGACUCUGGCCGCUAUUACCGGGCUGAUGAUGCCAACGUCCGUGACCGUGACCUCGAGGUAGACACCACCCUCAAGAGCCUGACUCAGCAGAUUGAGAACAUCCGAAGCCCCGAGGGUACUCGCAAGAACCCUGCCCGCACCUGCAGAGACCUCAGGAUGUGCCACUCAGACUGGAAGAGCGGAGAGUACUGGAUUGAUCCCAACCAAGGCUGCAACCUGGAUGCCAUCAAGGUCUUCUGCAACAUGGAAACUGGAGAAACCUGUGUGUACCCCACCCAACCCAAAGUGGCUCAGAAGACCUGGUACAUUAACAAGAACCCCAAGGAGAAGAAGCACGUCUGGUUUGGCGAGAGCAUGACCGAUGGAUUCCAGUUCGAGUAUGGCGGUGAGGGCUCCGACCCUGCUGAUGUGGCUAUUCAGAUGACCUUCCUUCGCCUGAUGGCCACUGAGGCCUCCCAGAACAUCACCUAUCACUGCAAGAACAGCGUGGCCUACAUGGACCAGCAGACUGGCAACCUCAAGAAGGCUCUGCUUCUCCAAGGCUCCAAUGAAAUCGAGAUCCGGGCUGAAGGCAACAGCCGAUUCACCUAUGGAGUCACCGAGGACGGCUGCACGAGUCACACCGGAAACUGGGGCAAGACAGUCAUCGAAUACAAGACCACCAAAACCUCCCGCCUGCCCAUCAUUGAUGUGGCUCCCAUGGACGUUGGCGCUCCCAACCAGGAAUUUGGCUUCGACAUUGGUCCCGUCUGCUUCCUGUAAACUCUCCCCAUUCCCAACCGGCUCCCUCCCACCCAUCUUCCUUCCCUCUGACCCCAGAAGAAAACAAAAACAACCCAACAGAACAAAAAAAAGUCAAAAAAAGGAGAAAAUUUCACAUGAACUUUGGAAAUUUUUUUUUUCCUUUCCGUUCAUCUCUCAAAACUUAGUUUUCACCUCUGAGAAACCAAAUCUGACCCAAAAAAACAAAGCUAAAUCAAAAGCAUUAAAUCUUACAAAAAAAGAAUAAAUAAAUAACUUUUUAAAAAAAAAGGAAACUUGGUCCACUUGCUUGAAGACCGAUGUGGGGGUAAGUCUUUUUGAGCCCUCUGGGCUUACAGAUGCCCCAGCUUUUGCCAUUCUGUUCCCUUCUCCACCUCUUCCCCUUGGGGACUUCUCCCCCACAGCCUCCCUUCAAUGCAAGUCUCCCCUGCGUCCCAGGAAAUGCUGGGGCAGGCCGUGGUCUUCCUGGCAACAAGAGAACAGAUGCUCCAACACCAAGUGUCUUCGGCCUUACCCCACCCUCUCUCCAUUCCAGCCCCCUACUUCCCUAACCCUCCCCUUCAAGGAGGGGAUGGGGAGAUGGGGUUCCCAGACUCAGCUUCUCUGCUGGUCUCUUUUCUCAAUACCACUGCAAAGGAAGAUGUACUAUCUGAAUGCAAGCCUCUGUACUGCACCCCUCUGUUUGAGAGGAGGAGUGUGUGCGAGGGACCCCACUUGAGGGGGACUUAUUGGGCCUGGAGCUGUCCUAUGAGAUUUUUCCCCCCUGCCAAGUUUAGAGGAGAAUUGGAAAGGGGUAGGGGUGGAGGGACAGUAAAGUGGAACCAGCUGAUUUGGGAGUCCCCACCCCCAACCCCUCCAGGCACCUUCCAAACCUGCCUCUCACACACAGGCAAUGGGGCUGGGUCUGAGAAAUUGUUCAUUCCAUGUAUAUUUCUGUUGUUGAAAGACUACCUCGUACUUGUCUUUUUUCAUGCCAGCCAGGGCAACAUUGUGGGGGCUUGGAAUGGGGGACCUAGGGUGGAGAGGGGAUACUCCUCCUCCUUCUGGGGCUCCCCCUACUUUAAUCAAAGGUGCUAAGUUUGCGUUUCCUUUCCUCCUAGACGUGCUGGGGCUAGGAAAACCAGGCAAGAAUAGACAGCCACCUGGUUUUCCAAACUGGGGGUGGGGUAGGGGAUUGGGGAUCACUGGUGCUAUAGAAAUUGAGACCUCCCCCCACAUGCCAAAGAGUGUUCCCUUUCUGUUUUACGGUCUUUUUUUUCAAAGCUUUUUUUUUUUUUUCAUUUGUUUGUUCUUGGCUUAUGGGAACUCGUGAAUUUUCUAAAGGUGCUAUUUAAAAAGGGACUAAAAAAAGCAGGCUUGAGAUCUGCACCAAAGCUGACUUUUCAUCCUGUCUUCACCAGCAGGUGGAUUCAACUUUCCUUUGAACGGUUUUUUACCCCUCAUGCUUUCUCCAUCUUGCUCUUCUGCCCCCUUUUCUUGCCUCCUACUCACCUCCCUCUUCUCACCCUACCGCUCUCCCCUCUUGCUCUGAAACCCUCUGUCUUUCUCUCCAGCCUUUCCAACCCCUUUCAUUCUGCCCCUUCUCCCCCGCCCCCCAUGCCUCUCUUGCCAUCUCCUCUCUUUGGGUUUCAAAGCACAACUUUUCUAGCCAAGAGGCAGUUUUUCCCCCUAGGGAGUGUGAGGAACCAAAGGAUUCUGUACCUAUUUUGUGUAUGUAUAAUAAUUUGAGAUGUUUUUAAUUAUGUUGACUGCUGGAAUAAAGCAUGUGAAAAUGACCCGAA
Molecule: messenger RNA, 6284 nt
Organism: Vombatus ursinus (common wombat)
Lineage: Eukaryota; Metazoa; Chordata; Mammalia; Diprotodontia; Vombatidae
Gene: COL1A1
Product: collagen type I alpha 1 chain
Exons: 51
Coding region: 142-4503 (1453 amino acids)
Molecular function (GO): extracellular matrix structural constituent; protein binding
Source: RefSeq, a predicted model, not a curated record